Mangifera indica (mango) is the source of this 741-nucleotide messenger RNA. RefSeq lists its product as uncharacterized. The transcript is spliced from 2 exons. The coding region runs from base 59 to 568 and encodes 169 amino acids. Lineage: Eukaryota; Viridiplantae; Streptophyta; Magnoliopsida; Sapindales; Anacardiaceae. The record is from RefSeq and is a predicted model, not a curated record.
CCUCUUCACUUUCUUUCAGAACUGACUCCUUAAACUCUCUCCAAAAAGAGAAAAAAAAAUGGCAGUCUUUACCUUUAACACCAGACAUGCAACCUUAUAUAUUUCCUUUUUCUUGAUUUUUCUCUCUUUGCAAGUUCUUUGUUGUUUCUCUUCUUCAAUCCAUGAACUUCUCCGGUCAAAAGGGCUGCCUCCCGGCCUUCUUCCGAAGGAAGUGAAAUCGUAUUCGCUUUCUGAAAAUGGGAUGCUGGAAGUUGUUCUUGAAGGUCCAUGCUUAGCGAAAUAUGAGAACAGGGUUUUCUUUGAAAGUGUCGUUAAAGCUAAUCUCAGCUAUGGCAGUCUGACCGGAGUCGUGGGUUUGUCUCAGGAAGAACUCUUCCUUUGGCUUCCGGUUAAAGAUAUUAUCGUUGAUGAUCCAACUUCUGGCCUUAUUUUGUUCGAUAUCGUUGUUGCUCACAAAGAACUCUCCUUGUCUCUCUUUGAAGAUCCUCCUGACUGUAAACCUCAAGAACUGAUGAAGAAACAUGUGAGGAAGGACAGAGCAGGAGGAGGAGUAGAGGCUUUGAGAUAGAAGGAGAAGAGAAGAGAUGCCAAAGAAACAGACUGUGUCAACUUUGUCUUUUUGUUCUUAGUGUUUUUUAUAUUUUGUUAAUUAAUUUAGGGUUUGGUGGUAGGACCUGUAAUUAAAGAUGUGAAAUUUGGAAUCAUAUUCUCUAAUCAAAUUUAGAACUUGUAAACUUUCAA